AUGGUGUUCCCACGACUCAAGUAUGCGUUCUGGAAGCUUACCACUUCUAAGGCAGAGCGAGAGGCUAGUUUAGAGUGGAUUAUUGGUGUAUUGCCAUUGAUCGCCUUCAAGAACCUCGUGUUCACCAAAGGCAGCCUCGCCGUCGAGUUUCUCAAGGAUAAAAAGACUGAGUUGGCUAAGUACAUUGAACCAAACCAGCUGGACGCGUGUUUCAUGAUGACACAGCUGAUGAAGCAUUUUAAGAAACAUGACCCUGAUGGGAAGAGCAAGGCAUACAAGCUGUUGGAGAAGCACGACGCUGGGUUCAAAAUGAUUGAGACGAUCUCUGCAAUUUGCUACAAAGCAAGCUGGCUCAAAUACUGCAACACUACCAAGCCUACCGAAUGGAAGGACCCGGAUUACCUCUAUAACUGGAUUCUAGCCAACGUGGUCCCGCGCCUCGCGCAAGUCCCGGAAUCUAUCGUCGAAGAGGCCAACCAAGUGAUCCUGUUCACUGACUACUGGGAGUACUAUGUCAUGUUCUUCUGGCAUCACCAGAGCCUCCGAAAGAUCUUCAAGAAGAGAAAGACCAGCGAUCUGUACCUGUAA
Molecule: messenger RNA, 588 nt
Organism: Fusarium sp. VM40
Lineage: Eukaryota; Fungi; Ascomycota; Sordariomycetes; Hypocreales; Nectriaceae
Source: the annotation of a GenBank genome assembly